Messenger RNA from Ceutorhynchus assimilis (cabbage seed weevil), 4134 nucleotides. The record is from the annotation of a GenBank genome assembly. Lineage: Eukaryota; Metazoa; Arthropoda; Insecta; Coleoptera; Curculionidae.
CCCAGGCACACCCAUAAAAUCGCACUCGCACUCUGUGCGUUAUUUCUGAACUCGACCCUGAACUGAGUUAUCGAACACACUCCUUUCAAAAACUGUCAAAUCUCAACCACUUCCCGCGCUUUUUUUUCUUGUUGUUAUCCCAUUUCUUGCUAGGAAUAAAACUUUUUGGCUUUAAUUUAAAUUUUUGAAACCACGACUCAUUUCAAUUAAUAAAAUGCCGUCUCCAGCACCCAGAUCGGUGCCGCCAAGUCCGGCCACUAGUAAUGGUUCUCCGAGAAGAGCAGGGGGCCGCACGCCGAAACGCCCCUUCCAAAGUCCCCUUCUCGAUGAAAUCCCGGAAACCCCGACGAAAACCCCAAGGGCUCCGGAUCAAGAAAUCGCCCCAUCGCCCGCUAUGACUAUGGUACCCAUGAGCCCUGCAACAGGUCUAGCAAUGAGUGAAAUCGAUUUGAGUUCGCCUUUAAAUUAUGGUACGCCAAGUUCCAUGGGUUCAAUUAGAACCCCUAGAUCUUCUGGUAUAAGGGGCACCCCUAUUCGAAUGAGGCCAGAUGUAAGGUCUGACAAGAGGAUUCGACAAGUUAAUGUUGGCAGAGAAACACCAUUAGAAACAAUUCUUGAAGACAAUGCUGCUGAAACCACCGAUUCUAGCGCUCCUCAUUUGGUUAUUUGGGGCACUGACGUGUCUGUGGCUAAUUGCAAAGAAAAAUUCAAACAAUUUAUUUUGAGAUUUAUUGAUGUUAAUGCUGAAGAAGAUGAGAGGACUGAUGAUAUGAACUUAAAUGAGCCUUUAUAUCUUCAAAAAAUUGAAGAGAUUCAUACUCUUGAAGAGCCUUUUCUGAAUGUAAACUGCUCUCACAUUGAAAGAUUUGAUGAGGACUUGUACAGGCAGUUGGUUUGUUAUCCCCAGGAAGUCAUUCCAACUUUUGAUAUGACAGUCAACGAAAUGUUUUACGAGCGUUAUCCUGCUGCUGUAUUGGAACAUCAGAUUCAAGUCAGACCGUUUAAUGCGGACAAAACCAGAAAUAUGAGAGCACUAAAUCCAGAAGAUAUCGACCAGCUAAUCACAAUAUCCGGUAUGGUAAUCAGAACGUCAAACAUAAUGCCGGAAAUGCGCGAAGCCUUCUUCAAAUGUAUCGUCUGUCAAUUCGCAACUUCGGCCGAAAUCGAUCGCGGUCGCAUAACCGAACCGACUCUGUGUUCUAGCUGUAAUACCAACCAUUGCUUUACUUUGGUCCACAACCGCUCUCAAUUCACCGACAAACAAAUGGUCAAGUUACAAGAAUCCCCUGACGAUAUGCCGGCAGGGCAAACGCCUCACACUGUAGUGCUUUUUGCCCAUAAUGAUUUGGUUGAUGCAGUACAGCCUGGCGAUCGUGUAACCAUUACAGGCAUUUACAGAGCUCAGUCUUUACAACUGAAUCCGAUGCAGAGGAAUUUGAAGGCAGUUUACAAAACACAUAUUGAUGUUUUGCAUUUUAGAAAAGUAGAUUCUAAAAGGUUGUACGAAGAAGAAGAUGGCAAGGAUCAUCGUUUUCCGCCCGAGAGAAUUGAGCUUUUGAAUAUUUUAUCUCAAAAGCCUGAUAUCUAUGAUCGAUUAGCUAGAGCAAUUGCACCUUCAAUCUAUGAAAAUGAGGAUGUUAAAAAGGGUAUUUUGUUGCAACUUUUUGGUGGUACUAAAAAAACCCACACUACUGCUGGUAGGACAAAUUUCAGAUACGACAUUAAUAUCUUGCUUUGUGGGGAUCCUGGUACUUCAAAGUCGCAACUACUUCAGUAUGUUUAUAAUUUGCUGCCGCGUAGUCAAUAUACUUCGGGAAAAGGUUCGUCUGCUGUUGGUUUGACUGCUUAUGUUACUAAAGAUCCUGAAACGCGCCAGUUGGUACUGCAGACUGGUGCUUUAGUACUGGCUGAUAAUGGUAUAUGUUGUAUUGAUGAGUUUGAUAAAAUGAAUGAUUCAACUAGAAGCGUUUUACAUGAAGUCAUGGAACAGCAAACUUUAAGCAUUGCAAAAGCGGGCAUUAUUUGUCAGCUAAACGCUAAAACUUCAAUUUUAGCAGCCGCCAAUCCGUGUGAAUCUCAAUGGAACAAAAACAAAACCAUUAUUGAAAACGUCCAAUUACCGCACACCUUGCUUUCCAGAUUCGAUUUGAUAUUUUUAAUGCUGGAUCCGCAAAAUGAACUUUUCGAUCGCAGAUUGGCCAGCCAUCUUGUUUCUUUGUAUUACAAGAGCAGAACGGAAGAAGAUGAUGAAGUUUUAAAUAUGUCGAUAAUAAGGGAUUAUAUUUCUUAUGCAAAAGAGCACAUUAAUCCAACAUUAAGCGAAGAGGCUUCACAAAGAUUAAUUCAAGCUUAUGUGGACAUGCGCAAGGUUGGUUCUGGUAGAGGACAAAUUUCUGCUUAUCCCAGGCAAUUGGAAUCUUUGAUUCGUUUAUCUGAAGCUCAUGCUAAAGUCCGGUUUAGUAAAACUGUGGAAAUUGAUGAUGUUGAAGAAGCAUGGAGAUUACAUAGAGAAGCCCUAAAACAAUCAGCAACUGAUCCUUUGUCUGGCAAAAUAGAUGUAGGAAUUCUCACUACAGGUUUGAGCAGUUCUGCACGUAAAAAGCGGGCAGAAUUGGCUAAAGUUUUGAAAAAACUUAUCGACGAUAAAGGAAAAGUACCUUCAAUCAACUACCAAAAGCUUUUGGAGGAGCUUAAAGCCUCAUCUCAAGUGAUGAUUACAAGGGAACAGUAUGAGGAUGCCCUAAAAGACCUUCAGGAUGACGGGCAUAUUGUGGUUAAGGGAAAAACUUCCAUACAUGUUUGCACCAAUAGGGAUUAAGAUUUUUAUGUUAGUUUUUAAAGCACAUUAAUAUGUAUUUAAGUUUAAUUUGAAAUUAAUUCAUAAGUAUUAUAUUUUUUAUUUUAUAAUAAUUACAAGUUUUAACAUUAAUUUGAGCCAGUCAAUUUUAUUUCUUAGCUGUUGUUUAGAUUGAAUUUCAUUUAUUUCUGGUAUUACAUAAUUAUUUACUGAUAAACAUUUUCUUCAUCAUAUCGUUAACCUUGACAUUAGCUUUUUUCAAAUUCAAAUUGACAAUGGCCAAAUGCUCAGCGCAAGCCUUAUUGUGAGGUUCAAGCUCCAUGGCUUUACUCAAGGCUUCGAAAGCCUUUUCGAAAUUUUUAUCAUUUUCAUAAGCAACCCCUAGCUUGUACAAGGCCUUAACAUUAUUACAAUCACUCGCUAAUACUUUCAGGCAAAGUGGAAUGACUAGACUGUAAACUUUUUCUCUGAAAUAACACGAAGAAAGAUUAUUAUAUAAUUUUGCUUUGAGCAAUUUGAUUUCUUCAGUGCUAACAUUGUCGAUAAAUUCAGGAGUAACUUGGACAUUUAUAGGUAUUGAACAUAAUAGUUUCAAAGCCUUAUUAAAUCUAUGACCAGCUUCGAGUUGAUUUUUUUCAGCAAAAAACAUUGCACCCUUUUCUUUGUGCAUUAAGGCCAUUUCAAAUUUUUGCUUAGCACUCCACUGAAAAAUGAAACCCCUAAAUUCAAGCUCAACUAAUUCAAUAACUGCAAAAACUUCCUCCAAACCUACUGUAAUCCUAAAUUCAGCUUUUUCCUUUAAAUUCAUCGUACAAACGCAAAUAUCUAACAACCUACCCAACUCCCCAUCAUUAUCACCCAAAGUUACAUACACAUUAUUAAAUAAUAAUAACUCAUUUGGACAAUCUAAAAUAUUUAACUUAACAAUACUAUACUCGAAAGGUUUCAAACCCCAUUCGCCCAAUGAAAUAAGCCUUUUGAAAACUUUAUCAUCAGGCGAAAUCCACUCUUCUUGCAUCUCUAACAUUCCGACUCUGUGGCGUCCCACUUUAACAACCCCAAAGUCACCUCGUAGUAUUCUUUGGCAAUUUUAUCACUGGAGGCUAUUGGACUGGCCAAGCUCAACUUACAAUCGCUGUAAUAUUGACCAGUGGACCGAUUGGAAGUUAACAGAGCGUGCAGCAAAGUUUGGCAACCUUGUUUAGGAGAUUUAACAACAAUUAAUCUCAAAGGUUUUUGCAAGGCAAACAGCCACGGGCUGGAUAAUGCAGGAAAGUGCCUAUAAAUUGGCGUUUCGACGUUGCCAGGAUUUACUGCGUUUAUAAUGACGUUUGUAU